CGGUGGGGAUGGGUGGCAUGCGGAGCUUCCGAGUGCGGCCCCAGACAAGAGACCUCUUUCUCUGAGCCUCAGUUUCCUCUGUGGAAUGGGGGUCAGAAUCCAACUCCAGCACCUCCCUCAUGGGUUGGAGUCGAGCUCGUGCAUGUAGGAGCCCCGAGCUCAGCACCUGGCACUCAGUGCUCACUUCGUUACUAUAGUUGUUAGUACUGGUGGUGAUGUUUGCACUUGGAGUGGAUGAUGUGGAUGUGGGAGUGUGAAAGUGUUGGUUUUGGAGGCUGAUGGACUUAGGUUCAAGCAGAUCCAGCUCCACUGUGCGGCAAUGAGCUGUGCCUUCACCUCCCUGAACUUCCAUCCCCUCAUCUGUAGAAUGAAAACUAAUAGUCACAAAUAUUGUGGGGUCAUUGUGAGGAUUCUAAUGAAGUGUGUGUAUAAAGCUCUUAAGCUCACGGCCUGCCAUGGUAGGAGCUUAGUGAUAAUAAUGAUGAUGAUGAUUCUGAAAAUCAGUGGUGUAGCUGGGACAUGGAAGGAAGUAGAGGAAGAGAGGAAGCCCAGAGACUGCGGUAGGAAAAACUUGAAAUGUGGAGUUGGGCAAUUAAGAUCCUGCUGCUACUGUUUGGCCAGUUUUGCUGUAUCUUGUAGUAUUGGGUUUUUCUUUAAAACAACUGAUGCAUUUUCCUCCAGUCAAUUAAUUUGAGAAGGAAAAUUUGUGUUGCUAUCCUAGAUGGAAAACUAGCAUUGCUUGGCCAUGAGAAGCAAGACUUAAUCUAAAAUACAAUGGAAUCAGAUCAAUUGAUGAAAUUAUAGCUAGAAACUAAAAGGCUUUGAAAAAGGAAUAACAUGCUCUAAGUGAUUUCACAUUGUUGGAUCCCUCUGACCAUGGCAGAUUAUCUUAUACUCAGUUCCUGGCUCACACUUUGCACACAACUGGCAUUAGAGUAAUAACUGUCUCACUGAGUCUGCUUCCUUUUUUCCUAGCUCCCUAAAGAUUUAUUUAUUUUAUUUAAUGCAUACUUAGCUCUGACCACCUACUGAGCAUUGUCCUAAGGGCUUUGCAUUUAUUAACUCAUUUAAUCGCUCUGGCAACUUGAAGAAUUGGUACUCCCGUCAUUCCUAUUUUACGGUUGAGGGAAGUGAGGUCCAGAAAGGUUAAGCCACUUGCCCAGAGUCACAUUAGGAAGUGGCAAAAUCAGGAUUUAGACCCAAGCUUUCUGAGGGCUUAGCACAGGGUGUCUGGUCCGUGGUAAUGGCUUGCUUUAGAGGAGCUGUCAUUUUUCUGUUGUUAUUGUGAUAAUUUUCGUUAUUCAGAAAGUUGGUGCUGGAGAUGGAUUUUUAAGAUGCUGAAGAGAGGAAAUUACAUCCAGCAGGGAAUUCUGUAGCAAUAGGCAGAGAACACCUACAGGACUCUGCAUCCACCAGGCCCUGUUCCAAGUGCUUUACACAUAGAAACCCACCUGACCCCCAGAGCCAACCUCUAAGGCUCCAGGGAGCAGCACCAGUGCCAGGGCGACAAUGGUCUCAGUGACUAUGGCCACUUCUGAAUGGAUCCAGUUCUUUAAGGAAGCCGGCAUUCCUCCGGGACCUGCUGUCAACUAUGCUGUGAUGUUUGUGGAUAACAGGAUUCAGAAGAGCAUGCUGCUGGACCUCAACAAGGAAAUCAUGAACGAGCUGGGCGUGACCGUGGUGGGUGACAUCAUCGCCAUCCUCAAGCAUGCCAAGGUGGUGCACCGCCAGGACGUGUGCAAAGCUGCCACUGAGUCGGUGCCCUGCAGCCCCAGUCCCCUCCCACUCGAUAUUCGCCGAGGCACCUCCAGCGCAGCCGCCUCCCGGAUGAUUGCCAACAGCCUGAACCGCGACUCCCCACCCGGCACACCUCCUAGGCGGCCAGACACCAGCACCUCCAAGAUUUCAGUCACCGUGUCCAACAAGAUGGCAGCAAAGAGUGCCAAGGCCGCUGCAGCCCUGGCCCGCCGCGAGGAGGAGAGCCUGACUGUUCCCACCAAGCGGCGCCGGGUCACUGCCGAGAUGGAGGGAAAGUACAUCAUCAACAUGCCCAAAGGCACCACCCCCCGAACCCGCAAGAUCCUGGAGCAGCAGCAGGCAGCAAAAGGUCCCCACCGGACGUCCGUGUUUGACCGCCUCGGCGCCGAGACCAAGGCAGACACGACGACGGGGAGUAAACCCACGGGAGUCUUCAGCCGCCUAGGGGCCACCCCGGAGAUCGACGAGGACCUGGCCUGGGACAGCGACAACGACAGCAGCAGCAGCUCUGUCCUUCAGUAUGCUGGGGUCCUGAAGAAGCUGGGCCGGGGCCCGGCCAAGGCCAGUCCACAGCCAGCACUGACCAUCAAAGCCAAGGCCACGAGCUCAGCGACCACAGCUGCCACCCCGACGCUGCGGCGCCUGGCGCUUCCCCCACGCCCUGGGCUCGAGCGGAAGCCAGAGUCCUUGUCCAAAGUCAGCAUCAUCCAGAGACUGGGCAAGACCGCCCUUGUGCCUGAGGCCCAGGACAGCCAGGUCACCAGCACCAAGAGUAAGUCCUCGGCCGAGGUCAAGGUCACCAUUAAGAGGACCCUGGUGGGGCCCCGGGGGAGCAGCACCAGCGAGGGUCUCGGGGCCCGGAUGGACCACGCGGGCACUGUGAGCGUGUUCAAAAGACUGGGCCGCAGGACCUUCUAGCUCCUGGGAGGGGUGGGCACGGGCAGCAGAACCCUCCAGGCUUUGCCCCGGCCCCUCUCCAGGCUCCUGGCUCUGUCAGAGUCUUCCUCGAGGGCUCACUCACCUGUCCCUGCCAGCUCCCAGGUGACACUGCUGGUCUCCCUCAGGCGCUCGAGCUGGGCCGAGCACCCGGAGAAUUCACACCCUUCCUCUCGGUCCGGGCUGGUCGCCGUGGCCUGGCCUUGCCUGCUCUGGGACGUCCCCUCUCUCCUGUCCUCCUCCGUUCUCCCCUCUCGCUGUGGCCCUGGCAGGACCCACUUUUCCACCUCUCCCAUAUGCCAGGUCCUUCUCUGUUCCCCUUCCUCCCCCUCAGCAGCAUCUGCUGCCUCAACCCCCAGCUCCUCCGUCUCCUGGUGCCCCCCAGCCCCACCCCGCCUUGAGAAGCUGCAGCCUCAAGGGGCUUCCUGUGUCCCCUGCCCUGUCGCGUCCCCCCCCCACUCUGCACCACCCUCUGCUACUUUAACUUCUCCUCCCCCCCUCUUCACUCUGUUCAUUUCUCUUCUGUUUUCUGUCCCUGUGGCAAGGCCUGACUGUCCGCUGCGUCCUGCCCGACCCGCCUGCACCUCCGGCCUCCCAGCGGCCCCCUCGUCGUCGGUGGCGUCGAGCCGGUAGAGACCAUUAGCUGCCCUCCACUCCCAGGCUGAGGGGACCUCCCCCAAGGCUGGGAUGCAGCCAGGGCACCUCAGUUUCCCUGCCCUGGGCACCUUUUUCUUGGAAAGCUGGGGUGGGUGGCAGGCAAAGGGGCCUCGGGGAAGGGAGGCCAAUGCUGAGAGAGAAGACAACAGCUGUUUUAAUAUAUUUUUGAGACUUUC
Molecule: messenger RNA, 3527 nt
Organism: Choloepus didactylus (southern two-toed sloth)
Lineage: Eukaryota; Metazoa; Chordata; Mammalia; Pilosa; Megalonychidae
Gene: C27H19orf47
Product: chromosome 27 C19orf47 homolog
Exons: 10
Coding region: 1510-2676 (388 amino acids)
Cellular component (GO): nucleus
Source: RefSeq, a predicted model, not a curated record